Pogonomyrmex barbatus (red harvester ant) is the source of this 716-nucleotide messenger RNA. RefSeq lists its product as uncharacterized. The record is from RefSeq and is a predicted model, not a curated record. Lineage: Eukaryota; Metazoa; Arthropoda; Insecta; Hymenoptera; Formicidae.
CUAUACAACAUGCGAAACAGACAAAUGACAAUAGGCGAACAGUUCUCGUAACAUAUUUUCACUUCGCUUAGCAAGGUGCCGUAAUACAGUGGACGUUUGAUCGUUACUUGAAUCUGUAUAUUGUUUACAUAUUAACGCAUUAUUAAUAAUCUGAGCAGUUUUUUUCUAUUAAGAAGUGAAUUGCUGAAAGCAAUUAGUUAUUAUUGUCGACAUGUAUGGUUUAUAUAAAGAACGAGACAAGUAUUUCGUGCAAAUUCGAAAUAUGUGCAAUAAGAAAAAGUUGAUUACACAAAAUGGUAAGUGUGAAAUGCUUAAUAGAAUAGCAAAGAAUUUAAACACAAGAAUACCACUUAUGCGACUAAGUGCGACUAAAAAUUGCAAUGAUGUUAAUGCUUAUAAACUUAAAUGUAAUCUCGGAUUAAAAAGCAAUUUUCAAACAUUACCUAAUAAAGAUAUAAGCACUGAUAAGUUACUGAAACAGAAUAAUAUACUAUUUGAUAUAUAUAUAUAUAAGUGAUGAACUACAAAAUCAAUUCUUUUGCAAUGAUUUAGAGAUUAAUCCAUCUGAUUCUGGAACAAAUAUCAAAUAAUAAUGUUAUUUUAGAUUUUGACAUUAAUUUACCAGUCAUAUUUUUAGUUGAUGAGUUGAAUGAUUUUGAUUUAAGUUCAAAUACAGAAUUAAGUUGUCAAAAUAAAGAAGGAAAUGACAUAGUUAA